Messenger RNA from Carlito syrichta (Philippine tarsier), 3037 nucleotides. RefSeq names its product membrane palmitoylated protein 7 (gene MPP7). Bases 9 to 1814 code for a protein of 601 amino acids. Lineage: Eukaryota; Metazoa; Chordata; Mammalia; Primates; Tarsiidae. Gene Ontology annotation, molecular function: protein binding. Gene Ontology annotation, biological process: protein localization to adherens junction. Gene Ontology annotation, cellular component: plasma membrane; cell-cell junction. The record is from RefSeq and is a predicted model, not a curated record. The transcript has 19 exons.
CCUGCAUCAUGCCGGCCUUGUCAACAGGCUCUGGAAGUGACACAGGUCUGUAUGAGCUGUUGGCUGCUCUGCCAGCCCAGCUGCAGCCACAUGUGGAUAGCCAGGAAGACCUGACCUUCCUCUGGGAUAUGUUUGGUGAAAAAAGCCUGCAUUCACUGGUAAAGAUCCAUGAGAAGCUACACUACUAUGAGAAGCAGGGCCCGGUGCCCAUCCUGCAUGGCGCAGUAGCCUUGGCUGAUGAUCUGGCUGAAGAGCUUCAGAACAAACCAUUAAGCAGCGAGAUCAGAGAGCUGUUGAAACUGCUGUCAAAACCCAAUGUGAAGGCUUUGCUGUCUGUGCAUGAUACUGUGGCUCAGAAGAAUUAUGACCCUGUAUUGCCUCCUAUGCCAGAUGAUAUUGAUGAUGAGGAGGACUCUGUAAAAAUAAUUCGUCUGGUCAAAAAUAGAGAACCACUGGGAGCUACCAUUAAGAAAGAUGAGCAGACCGGGGCAAUUGUUGUGGCUAGGAUUAUGAGGGGAGGAGCUGCAGAUAGAAGUGGUCUUAUUCAUGUUGGUGAUGAACUUAGGGAAGUGAAUGGGAUACCAGUAGAGGAUAAAAGGCCUGAGGAAAUAAUACAGAUUUUGGCUCAGUCUCAGGGAGCAAUUACAUUUAAGAUUAUACCCGGCAUCAAAGAGGAGACACCAUCUAAAGAAGGCAAGAUGUUUAUCAAAGCCCUCUUUGACUAUGAUCCUAAUGAGGAUAAGGCAAUUCCGUGUAAGGAAGCUGGGCUUGCUUUCAAAAAGGGAGAUAUUCUUCAGAUUAUGAGCCAAGAUGACGCAACAUGGUGGCAAGCAAAGCAUGAGGGUGAUGCCAACCCUAGAGCAGGCCUGAUUCCUUCAAAGCAUUUCCAGGAAAGGAGACUGGCUCUGAGACGACCAGAAAUAUUGAUUCAGCCCUUGAAAGUUUCCAGCAGGAAAUCAUAUGAGGAAACAGUUGAGUGUGAGGAAAUUAAAGAAGAUGCUGGCCUUGCUGGUAACAACAGUGGAACCUAUAUAGCUGGUUUUAGAAGAAGUUUUCGUCUCAGUAGAAAAGAUAAGAAAACAAAUAAAUCCAUGUAUGAAUGCAAGAAAAGUGAUCAGUAUGAUACGGCCGAUGUGCCCACAUAUGAAGAAGUAACUCCAUAUCGGCGGCAAACUAAUGAGAAAUAUAGACUUGUUGUCUUGGUUGGUCCUGUGGGAGUAGGGCUAAAUGAACUGAAGCGAAAGCUGCUGAUCAGCGACACCCAGCACUAUGGUGUGACAGUGCCCCAUACUACCAGAGCAAGAAGAAGUCAGGAGAGUGAUGGUGUUGAAUAUAUUUUUAUUUCCAAGCAUUUGUUUGAGACAGAUGUACAAAAUAACAAGUUUAUUGAAUAUGGUGAAUAUAAAAACAACUACUAUGGCACAAGUAUAGACUCAGUUCGAUCUGUUCUCGCUAAAAACAAAGUUUGUCUGUUGGAUGUUCAGCCUCAUACAGUGAAGCAUUUAAGGACACUAGAAUUUAAGCCUUAUGUGAUAUUUAUAAAGCCUCCAUCAAUGGAGCGUUUGAGAGAGACAAGAAAAAAUGCAAAGAUUAUUUCAAGCAGAGAUGACCAGGGUGACGCAAAGCCCUUCACAGAAGAAGACUUUCAAGAAAUGAUUAAAUCUGCACAGAUAAUGGAAAAUCAAUAUGGUCAUCUUUUUGACAAAAUUAUAAUAAAUGAUGAUCUCACCAUGGCAUUCAAUGAGCUAAAAGCCACUUUUGACAAAUUAGAGACAGACACCCAUUGGGUACCAGUCAGCUGGUUACAUUCAUAACUGAGGGACAUUUCCAUAACCAACUUUAUAUUAUAUAGAGUGCAUGAUUAAAUCAGUUACCAUUUUGGUGGUAGGGUUUUUAAAUCUGUAUCAUUGUCAUAGAUGUACAAUCUUGGUUAAAAUUGAAUUCUGGUUUUGUUUGUAUCUUUUUACAGCCUUAUUUUAAACACAAUGUGUAAGAUCUGAAAUCAAAAUUUGCACAGCACUGUAUUCUGAGCAAAACUUUGAACCUUCUGGUUGUCUUUAAUAUAGCUCUAUCUCCAAGACGAGGCUGAAAUUUUUAGAGACAUGGCUAGAGACUUAAUGUGUAUGGGAGUUUGGUGCUUCAGCUGGUCUCAGACACAGUUGCUGCCACCAAGAUUGUAUGUUAGCAGUUGAAGGUAUCCACUUAGCACCGGAAGCAGCUUCAGACAGACAGGACAGCUUUGCUAUUUCCGGGUGGAUCAUCACAGAUUUAGUGGGGCUGGAAGUAAGGAGGAGUCCUCUUACUAUUUAAAAAGUGUAACUUUUUCUUCAUAUACACAGUAUGUUCAUAGUAUGUGCAUUUUUAAAUGGUUCUUAAAGGAGUAACUGGAAAUUGACCUUGAGUGAGUGGCCUUCAGAGUAGAGCUUGAGAAAUCCUGCUGAGUGAGUACAUGUCAGUGGCCCAACAAAUAUUUAAUAAGGGAAAAUAGACUUUUAAAAAUUACUAUAUAUGGAGUUAAAAACCUUUAUGGUAUGAAUCUUAGAAAGAAUGGUACUGUCUUGGGGCAAGCAAUUAUUACACAGGAUACUUUUAUUUGUUAAUCUUUAGAGGACAUUUCUGGAGUCAACAAAAAGAUUUCUUUAGCUGACUAUAGAUUUUCCCAACAAAUUAUAAGAAUGUGAUUCCUGCUCUAAAGCAUGUUUUAUGUAUUAUUGAUACAGUUGAAGAAAAUGUGAUCAUUUCUCAAAUACGUGCAAUUGAUCUCCAUAUCUUUAAAUUUCACUAAGAUGUGUUUUAGAAAACUUUCAUAUGGUAAUUUAUUUUUCAGAAUGGUUCUUAACACUGUCCAGAUAAUAUCCUAACACUGUCAUUGUUAAAGAAAGAUUCUUAUAAGUAUUUAGAUGGGGUCUCUCAUUCUUCUUUGAUACUACUGAUUUUCAGCAAGUGAAUGAUAUAGUUCAAGAUACUAGAAAUGCUCAUAAGUUCUAUAAGAGAACAUAUGUUCUGCCAAUCAUGGUGGUUCACACCUGUAAUCCCA